This is a messenger RNA of Arachis ipaensis, 801 nucleotides long. RefSeq names its product D-Tyr-tRNA(Tyr) deacylase family protein. Lineage: Eukaryota; Viridiplantae; Streptophyta; Magnoliopsida; Fabales; Fabaceae. The record is from RefSeq and is a predicted model, not a curated record. Gene Ontology annotation, cellular component: cytoplasm. Gene Ontology annotation, molecular function: D-tyrosyl-tRNA(Tyr) deacylase activity. Gene Ontology annotation, biological process: tRNA metabolic process.
UCCACGUGUGACGGUGGCACGAGAUCGGCCCCGGUCUCGUCGUCCUUGUCGGAAUCCACGAUUCCGAUUCCGACGCCGACGCCGAUUACAUAUGCAGGAAAGUCUUGAACAUGAGGUUGUUCCCUAAUGAAAAUACGGGAAAAGCAUGGGACCAUAGUGUGAUGCAGAAAAAAUAUCAAGUUCUGCUUGUGAGCCAGUUUACCUUGUAUGGAUUCCUCAAGGGUAACAAGCCAGAUUUUCAUGUUGCUAUGCCUCCGCAGAAGGCCAACCCCUUCUAUGCGUCUUUAGUUGACAGGUUCAGGAACACAUAUAACUCAGAUGCUAUCAAGGAUGGUGUGUUUGGAGCAAUGAUGAAGGUAAAUUUGGUUAAUGAUGGACCAGUUACCAUGCAGCUUGAUUCACAAUCGUCCAAGAAUACGUCUGACACAGCAGAAUCUUGAUCUGCCUUGAUGAAAAAUGAGUUUUGAGAUCCAGCCAAUUUUUUCGGCAAAAUCAUGUAGGACAUGGUCAUUCACAUGGGUUUUGUUGAUCAUUCUAUAUGAAGCUCAUUAUCUGCUACUGGAAAUCACUGAUCCAUCUUGGAGCACUAUUUCAGCUCAAGGAUGCCUAAGGUUGUCCUUGCCCAUUCUGUUUAUACGGAAAUAGAGUUUGUAUUCUUUUUGUACUCACUAAAGCCAGAUGAUUACCCCUGUGUGAAGGGGCUAAUGGCCUUAUGACCAUUAUAUUUGCCAAAUUGUAUUUUUAAUGCAGUCUGUUGUAGACCCAUAUUUUGUAAUAAAAUUUUCGGUUGGUGUUACUCGA